AACAGUAUAUACAGAGCUGUGCAGGCAGAGGGCGCUGAGUGGCAGUAUACACGGCGCUGUACUAUAGAAGGAGAGGCCGGGGAGAGACAGCAGGAGAGGGGGGCAGUAUACAUAGCGCUGUACUAUAGCAGGAGCGGCAGCUGCAGAAGCAGAGGAGGGAGCGGCAGUGGAUGAGAAGAAGGCCCGGCCUCCCCCCCGCACUCCUCCCUCCCCCGCCCUCCCGGUGUCGCCGUCACUCUCCAGCCGGGAGCUGAGGGAGGUGAGGCCGCCGUGUGUCCGCGCUGUGCCCGGGAGUCAGCGGGAGAGUCUGCGCUCCGGUACCGAGAUGGAGCAGUUAUCGGAUGAGGAUUUGGACCAUGGGGCAGAGGAGGACAGCGAUAAGGAGGACCAAGAUCUGGACAAGAUGUUUGGAGCCUGGCUAGGGGAGCUGGACAAACUGACCCAGAGUCUGGACACAGAGAAAUCGGAAGAGCCAGUGAAGAGAUCGCCGCUGCGCCAGGAGACGAACCUCGCCAACUUCUCAUAUCGCUUUUCUAUGUACAACCUGAAUGAAGCUAUAAACCAAGGGGAGACCGUGGACUUAGACGCUCUCAUGGCCGAUCUCUGCUCCAUAGAGCAGGAACUUAGCAGCAUCGGGACGCAGUCCUCCAAGAACACCCUAAAGUCCCAUGACCGCAGAUCCUCCCAGAAGCCGCCCGCUGGACGGACAAGCGCCAAGCAGAGCAGCCUGAGAGGAUUGCCUUCUUCAUCCGUGAGGAUAACCAAACCUACGCACGCCAACUUCUCCCUAGAUGACAUCACGGCGCAGCUGGAGCAGGCCUCUCUCAGUAUGGACGAGGCAGCAAGGCAGGCCAUUGUAGAGGAUGUUAAACCCGUUGUCACCAUCCAUCAUAGGCGAACGGCGUCAGCGGGCACAGUCAGCGACAGCGAUAUCCGCUCGGUCAGCAACUCCUCGCGUUCCAGCGUCACCUCCGCAGCCUCCAGCAUGGACUCCCUGGAUAUUGACAAAAUGACGAGACCUCAGGAGCUCGAGCUGCUGCAGCAAGGCCAGCCCAUAUCCGAGCAUUCCUAUCUGGACAGGGAGACCUCUCUAUUGCUCAGAAACAUUGCAGGGAAGCCCUCGCACUUGCUGACUAAGGAGGAGCAGGCCGCCAUAAUCAAGGCGGAGAAGAUUCGGAUUGCACUAGAAAAGAUAAAAGAAGCCCAAGUAAAAAAGCUUGUGAUCCGGGUGCACAUGUCGGAUGAAAGCUCCAAGACAAUGAUGGUGGACGAGAGACAGACGGUGCGGCAGGUGCUGGACAACCUGAUGGACAAAUCGCACUGCGGCUACAGCCUGGACUGGUCGCUGGUGGAGACCAUCUCCGAGCUGCAGAUGGAUCGCAUCUUUGAAGAUCAUGAAAACCUGGUGGAGAACUUACUGAACUGGACCCGGGACAGUCAGAAUAAGCUCAUGUUUGUGGAACGCAUUGAGAAAUACGCCUUGUUCAAAAACCCACAAAACUACCUGCUAGGAAGGAAGGAGACUUCUGAGAUGGCCGACCGCAAUAAAGAAGUGUUGUUAGAGGAGUGCUUCUGCGGGAGCUCCGUGUCCGUCCCGGAGUUAGAGGGCGUCCUGUGGCUGAAGGAUGAUGGGAAGAAGUCCUGGAAGAAACGCUAUUUCUUACUCCGAGCAUCUGGUAUUUACUAUGUGCCUAAAGGGAAGGCAAAGGCAUCGAGAGACCUCGUCUGCUUCCUGCAACUGGAUCACGUCAAUGUUUACUAUGGUCAGGAGUACCGCAGCAAAUACAAGGCACCCACUGACUACUGCCUGGUGCUGAAGCACCCGCAAAUCCAGAAAAAGUCGCAGUAUAUCAAGUAUCUGUGCUGCGACGAUGUCAGGACAUUACACCAGUGGGUCAAUGGAAUCAGAAUAGCCAAGUAUGGAAAGCAGCUGUACACCAACUACCAGGAGGCCUUGAAGAGGACGGAAGCCGCGUAUGACUGGACGUCUCUGUCCAGUUCCAGUAUGAAAUCUGGAUCCAGCUCUUCUAGUUUACCAGAAUCCCAGUCGAACCAUUCCAACCAAUCAGACAACGGGCUCUCUGACUCUCUUGGCGGUUGCCAUGUGCGUUCCCAAAGCAUCGUCAGCUCCAUCUUCUCCGAAGCCUGGAAACGAGGGACGCAGCUGGAGGAAUCCAGCAAGGCUCGGAUUGAGACCUUAACUCGUCCCCUAACUUCACUGACCCCUCAAUCGCAGGUGCAGAUCAGAGCUGUCUCUCCACAUGCUGCACCUCAGUCUUCACCGCUUACCCCACCUCCUCCUCUGCCCCCACCUCCACCGCCUCCCCCACCUCCUCCUCCUCUCCCCACUCAAUCCAAGUCCACCCCUAUUCUUUUUGCUAAGUACAGCACCAUUACCAGGUUGCAAAAUGCCGCCCAGUACCCCGGACCUUAUUUCAAGGCACCAUCAGCAAGCCAAGCAACUCAGCACACCGCACUAAGUGCUAAACCUCAAAUGAUUGUGACCCCAAAUGGGGCUAUUCCACCGCCACCCCCACCUCCUCCCCCUCCUCCACCACCUCCUCCAGGCUCUGCCAUGGCAAUGCUAAGACCAAACCCAUGUACUUCAUCCAUGCCUCAGUUUACACCUCCACCGCCUACUUUCAAGAUUAAUCAAGUCCCCCAGAAUAACGUUAUCCAUGCUGCUCAGCCUCCUCCUCCUCCACCGUUGCCACCACCUCCGCCACCUCCACCACCGCCACCCCCACCUCCGUUCCAAGCUCCAAUCAAGCAGUUUGUUCCUGGUGGUAAAAUUACAGCCCCUGUUUCUGCUCCACCAACAACUGUAGCUUUAGGACCUCCUACACCACCCAAAAAGCAGCUAAACUUCACCCCCUCCCUCACUCAACAGCCUCUAGCACCCCCAUUGCUCCCAACAGGUCCAACACCACCUCCGACGUUACCAAAACAACAGAGUUUCUCUGCCAAGCCUCUUUCCUCCCCUCAGUCUCCCAUGCCCUCGGUGAAGCAACUUGCUAGUCAGUUCCCGCUCCCACCACAAUCAGAGACUCAACCUCCCAAGCCAGCAACGCCAAGUACGGCUCCCCAAUCUCCCCCAGCUGUGAAAGCAAAACCAAAAUGGCAGCCGUUUUCUGUCCCAUCACCUGAAUUUCCUCCUCCUCCCCCGGAGAGUAGCUUAGCACUACUUCCUCCACCGCCCCCUCCACCCCCACUCCCUCCAUCAACAUCCCCUGUCCCGCCAUCUUCUCCAACUCCAGAUAAAACUGGUUCCCCUGUUAAAAAAGCAAGCAAGACAUCAAGCCCAGGAGGCAAAAAACCUCCACCCACUCCCCAACGCAAUUCAAGUAUUAAAUCCAACAGCUCUGCGGAGUACCAUGAGUCCAAGAAGUCCUCUGUCGACAGCCUUGUCUCCAAGUUUGCCGAACCUCCUGCAUCUCCUACUAAAGAGGCGAUACCCCCACCAGCAGCCCCACCAAAACCUGUUAAACUUAAUCUUUCAGGAGUAAACUUGCCCAUGGUUUUUCAGCAAGGAAACCUCUCUGCCCAGAUGAUGCUUUCAGCAAAAGAGCCCACCACAGAAUUUCCAUCUCCACUGUAUGAUUCCGAAUCGGAUUUCCCACCUCCUCCAGCAGAUCUUGAGCUUCUCCCCCCUCCACCUCCACCUGCAGAUAUCCCGCCAGUUUUGUUUUCUGGGAAUACAUCUCCGAAAGUGGCUGUUGUGAACCCGCAGCCCCAAACGUGGUCAAAAUCGUCUGUAAAGAAAGCUCCACCCCCUACUAGGCCGAAACGGAAUGAUAGCAUGAAGCUAAUGCAAGCUGAAACGGCAGAACCUACUCCCGCCUGUCCUCAAGCGCCAACUUCGCCUAAACCGGGCCUCAGUGUACAGCCUGGGUUCCUUGCUGACCUAAACAAGACUCUGCAGCGGAAGUCUAUUACCCGACACAGUUCUCUAUCAUCUGCCCGUUUAUCUAGGCCAGAACCCACUGCUACUAUGGAUGACAUGGUACUUCCUCCUCCACCACCAGAACUAUUAGGUGAUCAUCAAAAAGCUAAUUGCUAUGGAGGGAGCCAUUUAUCAGGCUAUGCAACAUUACGAAGGGGUCCACCUCCAGCCCCACCUAAAAGAGACCAGAAUACCAAACUUUCUAGAGACUGGUAACCCACGUCAUAAACUUUUUUUGAGACUAGAUUAACACUUGGCUGACUAAUGUACUAUGAAUUUAGGAUCCUUGUAUGAUAAUGCCUAUUGAGGCGAAUGUCGCAUCGGGAGAAGGGUCACUGCGCACUUCCUUUGUUUAGCAAAAAACGUUUCCGGUGAUCCAUAGCUCGUUCCCAGUACGGACAGGACCAAACCAGAAUUCAGAUCCUACGUAUACAGAAACCUUUUUGUAGCGUAUGUUGGUGUGCAGUGUGUUCCUGCAUGUGUUCCUGCAAUAGGCAUAUAAUUCUGUCAUUAUUAUAGCAGCUGUACAAUAAAACAUGACAAGGUUUUAUUUCACCAUGUCUGUAUCCAGUGAGCCGCAGCGACAAGUAUAUAAAGACUUGAUACUUGGUGCGGUGGAUUUUCCUGCUCCGUUUCAGUGUCCGCGCUUAGAUUUAACUAUUUGUUCUUUUUCUCAGCUUGUUACAGGGGACAGUGAGCUAUGUACUGAGGUCUGCCUUACCAGAAAGGGGUGCUAUUGUCAUCUGUGUGUUGUCAUUCCACCGAAUGUUUUCCCCCCAUCUCAGCGUAGUCUACUGUACCUGGAGGCGAGCCCUCCUUCCACAGCCGCUGCUGCAAAUGUCACCAGAACCUGUGAGGGAGCAAUAGCCAGAGUCCCAGAGUCUUGCUGAAGUGAUCGCGGUGUAAGGACCAGCUUGUGCGUAGCGUCCUAGAUGAGUAACCUGGUACUUUAUCUCUGCGGGCGUAUACAGAGGAAUAGAAAGUCGCAUUUGCUGCCAUUGGCCUUUAUGGGCGGAUAUCUUGUUUUUAUAAUCCUGUCGCAGCCACGUAAAUCUUCCAUUGCGUUCUGAGUGCCGAUGACUUUCCGGUGUUUAAUGUACAGAAGUGAUUCCGUAAUAACUAAUAGACUGGACGAGUGACAGAGCCCGGAACCGUGACAUAGUUCUGUAUUAGCACAACGCGCGCCUAAUGUACUGCCGUAUUUGUUUUUGUAAGAAGUUUUGAGCAGGACUCUGGAGCUAGGUUAUCCAGAAAUCCACCAGAGCGGGGCUAUGGCUCAGGCGUGUGAUGGAAUUAUUGUACUCUGCGUUAUGUAAUGGUCUUGGGGCGACGUGCAGCGAUUACGGCAGAUGUUAGUGCACGGCUGCAACUUCCAUGAAUGCGCUGUUCAGUGUUCAUCAGAAGGAAGCUUUAUAAAGGCCACGUAUAUCGCGCAGCCUUCCAACGCUCUUGUAAUCAGAGAUGACCUAAGGAGAUUACUUCUUAAGCUUUUCCCUACGAAUGUCUCUGUCAUUAUUCACUAAAGUUGGGGUUUUACAUGAUGAUGUGUGAUCAGUAGCCAGGAAGGGGUGAGCAGCGGCCGCAGAGUUCCGUGUCCCAACGUGGCCUGGACUUCUAUAAUAUUACAGAGAGAUGUUCUCUCUCUCCUCUACUAAUGAAGGUACUUAAUAUUCAGAAAUGUAUUUAUAAAGGGUCAUUGCCCUAGGGCGCUGGUUAUAAUUUGGUAUUUCAUUAACAAGUCAUGGAUUUGAUACACGGAAGGGCCAGGUUUACCGUUGUGUACAGACGGAGAAUGCUGCGCCUGAAUGGGCGCUCCGAUGGGUAUUGCCAAAUUCCGCUACUUUUUUGUUUGUUUUAUAAACGAAACUGCCCGUAUAUAUAAGCGCGUCUUUGUGGUAUAUAAGGUUUGUUUAAGAUUCCAGAUGCUGACUGAGAAUAGAUUAUUUUCCGUGACUUCGCUCGUGGUAAGAAGGUGAGUGCGCACGGUCUCCUUUAUGCGAUACUCUGAAUAGCGCUUCCGCCCACUGGAAAGAUCUGUCAUAUUCCCGUAAGCAUCACGUAUUCAUGAGUCCGUUACGUUAGUCUAACCAUGGGGAUUGGACAGUCCAAGGUUGCUGGGUUAUCUGCCAGUGGCGCAUCAAUUUACUGCGGUGAAAGUGGGCACACCAAUUAAAUGAUGAGUCCCGCAAUGGUCAUGGCGCCUGGAAUAACGCUCAGUUCUACGCCGCCUGGCGGCCGACGCGAGGGAUGUUCUCUGCUCAAGGUGUGACGCUCAUCAUUUACUCUUGCUGUUAGUGGAUGUUAGAUGCUCAUUCACCAAUGGACGGUAGAUAUUUGGGAUAUUCAUGAUUCUUUUAGGAAUAAUUUAGAUACUUUGGGACUUGGACAACAUCUGUAAUUCGCAUUGGUAUUUACAUACACAGGGUUCUGCAUAGAUCGUCUAACAAUAAAGCAAAGUCUGUAACUACAACUGAAUUGUUAUAUUAAGAUAUUUUUGAAAGUUAAUUAUUUUUAUUGUAUGUAAUUUUAAGUACAAAUAUUGGACAUGGUGAUAUUGUGGAAAAUGAUACGUCUGUGUUCACUGUCGUUAUACAGUUUAAUCUCUCUGGACUUAUUACCCUGAAUAUCAUUUAAUAUUGCUAAAAUUAUCUACAAGACAUAUACAAUAAAAUGACACGAUGACAAAA
Messenger RNA from Pseudophryne corroboree (corroboree frog), 6630 nucleotides. RefSeq names its product Ras association (RalGDS/AF-6) and pleckstrin homology domains 1 (gene RAPH1). The record is from RefSeq and is a predicted model, not a curated record. Gene Ontology annotation, biological process: signal transduction. The coding region runs from base 326 to 4159 and encodes 1277 amino acids. Gene Ontology annotation, cellular component: cytosol; plasma membrane. NCBI's taxonomy places the organism in Eukaryota, Metazoa, Chordata, Amphibia, Anura, Myobatrachidae. The transcript has 15 exons.